AUGCAGGCUGCGUAUCGCAAGCCUCGAAGAACUGCCAACGCGUGUAUCGCAUGCCGCCAGAGCAAGAUCAAGUGCUCUGGCGACGAGCCGUGUGUAAAUUGCCAGCGACGAUUCAUCAGGUGUCAGUUUUCAGAAGCAAGUACAAAAGUGCUAGUAUCUGAGAGGUUUGUGAUCUGCGUUUCCGAUGUGUUGUUUGGGUGA
Penicillium alfredii is the source of this 201-nucleotide messenger RNA. RefSeq lists its product as uncharacterized. Gene Ontology annotation, biological process: positive regulation of transcription by RNA polymerase II. The record is from RefSeq and is a predicted model, not a curated record. Gene Ontology annotation, molecular function: DNA-binding transcription factor activity, RNA polymerase II-specific; zinc ion binding; sequence-specific DNA binding. Gene Ontology annotation, cellular component: nucleus. The transcript is spliced from 2 exons. Bases 1 to 201 code for a protein of 66 amino acids. Lineage: Eukaryota; Fungi; Ascomycota; Eurotiomycetes; Eurotiales; Aspergillaceae.